Molecule: messenger RNA, 615 nt
Organism: Blepharisma stoltei
Lineage: Eukaryota; Ciliophora; Heterotrichea; Heterotrichida; Blepharismidae
Source: the annotation of a GenBank genome assembly
AUGUCAAGGAGAGACUAGUAAUCCCUAAAUAGUGAUUAUCUCUUUAAGAUGGUUCUUAUCGGAGAUUCGGGAGUCGGCAAGUCUUGCAUUCUUCUCCGCUUUGCAGACGACACUUUCUCAGAAAGCUAUAUAUCCACUAUAGGUGUAGAUUUUCGCUUCAAAACACUUUCAGUCGAUGGCAAAAUCGUAAAACUCCAAAUUUGAGAUACCGCUGGCCAAGAGCGUUUUCGGACCAUCACAAGUGCAUACUACCGAGGCGCAGACGGUGUUAUGAUGGUCUUUGACAAAACAGCCCGAGAAAGCUUUAACCAUAUCACAGAUUGGCAUGAAGAGAUCAACAAAUAUUCAGAAAAUUCUUCAAGAGUUCUAGUAGGCAACAAAUACGAUAUGACUGAGCAUAUACAAGUGGAUGAAGAAACUGGCAAGCAACUAGCUGAAAAGCUGGGAAUGCAUUAUAUUGAAACUUCUGCGAUGAAUUCUUAUCAAGUGACGACCGCCUUUGAGCUGAUUGCCAGAGAGCUGAUACAGAAAAAAGGAAACCAGCAAGAAAGAGGGAAAAAACUGAACCCAGUGAAAACGAGAAAGCCGAUGUCAGCGCCUUGUUGCCAGAAUUAA